UGCACAUGGACUAGUGUGUCACUAGUAAGAAUCCCCGUCCUGUCCCUCCUCCCCGCCGCUCGUUCUCCAGGUUGUAGGUGGGAUGCUCUCAACAGCUCAGCUGAGUCUGUGCUCUGCGCUGGGCUCAGACACUGCAUCCAGAAUGAGGCGCCUCCUGCUCUUUUACCUUGGGCUGCCUUGCUUCAACCAAAGACAGAAAAACAAAUGGAAUCUCCUCAGUGAUUCGUUCAUAUCCUCCGCGUUGCCUUUCUAAAACGUUAAGUCUCUUCCUGACAGCAGGAGCUUCAGUGAGGGAUCAGGGGAAACCAGAUACAAACAGGUGUUUCCAUCCUAUGGCUGCGCAUUGAGCUUCAUUCACGACUGUCUGCCUUCACGAAUACCAUGUGCGCGGCCAUGUAGUUUAGUGAGAUGAUGCAUAACCGCUUACAGGGAAUGGGUUUGUGCGUAUUUGUUGUGAUGCUGAGAAAAUGAUACAGUUGGAGGAACAUGCAGCGUGCUGUGGUGAAAGUCUUUGUACAGCUUCACGGUGGAACGUGUGGUUUUUAUUUUUUAAGUUUCACUUUUUUCUCGGAGAUACAACGGAUAAUUCCUGAAUAACGCCCAAAUUCACGAAAAAUGAUUCAUUUGGACAUUAUCUAAAAGGCUUCACCGCACUGCUGGGACUAUUUUACUGUGUAUUUUUUCAUAGUCCAUAUUGCAAAUUCUGUGUUAUUUAACCAAUCGUUGUAGUUGCCUCAGACUGUUUCCACUGCGCCUGGACGUUUCCCUUCAGAGUCCAGCUUUCUGGAUACAAAGGGGGUGAUUAUUUUCACGCUUCCUCGGAAGUUUUUUCCAGAGCGCUGCCAAACUGGCCAUGGCUGCAGCGAUUGCCAGCUCCCUCAUAAGGCAGAAAAGGCAGGCGAGGGAGCGGGAGAAGUCUAAUGCCUGCCGCUGCGUUAGCAGCCCCAGUAAAACCAAAGGAAGCUGUGAAAAACCCAGUCGACUGAACGUUUUCUCCCGGGUCAAACUCUUUGGUUCGAAGAAGAGGCGAAGGAGACGACCAGAGCCCCAGCUGAAGGGGAUUGUGACUAAGCUGUACAGUCGACAAGGUUUCCACCUGCAGCUGCAGGCAGAUGGAACCAUUGACGGAACGAAGGAAGAAGACAAUGGUUACACCAUGUUCAACCUUAUUCCAGUGGGGCUGCGAGUGGUGGCCAUCCAGGGGGUGCAGACCAAACUCUAUCUGGCUAUGAACAGUGAGGGCUACCUGUACACAUCAGAACACUUUACACCAGAGUGCAAAUUCAAGGAGUCAGUGUUCGAGAACUAUUAUGUGACAUACUCCUCCAUGAUAUACCGGCAGCAGCAGUCGGGCAGGGGCUGGUACCUCGGUCUGAACAAGGAAGGAGAAAUCAUGAAGGGGAACCAUGUCAAGAAGAACAAGCCAGCAGCCCACUUCCUUCCCAAGCCUCUUAAGGUGGCAAUGUACAGAGAGCCAUCCCUCCAUGACUUGACAGAGUUCUCCCGCUCCGGCAGCGGCACGCCCACCAAGAGUCGGAGUGCCUCGGCUGUGCUCAACGGAGGCAAAGCUGUGAGCCAGAAUGAGUCGACGUAGCCCGGUAGCCGAAUCCAGGCCUGUGGCCGAACCACGAAACCUUACCUCCAGCAGAGCGUGAAUCCAAGCAGACUUCUCUCACCGAUCAGCGGUUCAGGACUAGCUACGACAACUAACCACACACAAACACCCAGACAGCAUCAAUAAAAAAUUAAAAAAAAACCCACAGUUAGGUACCAUCCUGAUCAAUCAUUGUUUCCAUCUCAAAACAGCAUCAAAAGUAAGAAACUUAACAGCACAUAAACCAUUCUGGACUUAAAAAUAAAUUAAAAUUUUUCUUUUGGGCUUGAGAUUUAUUUAUUACUUUGAUCACUCUCUUUCGGUGAUUAUUGCGUACCACUUAGCUCAUCUUUAUCUUAUUUUAUUUUUCUUAAUUUCCUGCGGACAAUAACUUUUUCUUAGGUCAUGUAGACACCAAGCACUCGUGCAUCUGUCAGACAGGGACAGGAAGUUAGACAUGUAGGCGUUCAGGGCAGCCAGUAAUGGUGCUGGUCUACAAGGCUGCAGUGGUACAGUACAAGCCCUGAUCUCUGUCUCAUCCAUGCUUCUGUGAAUACAAAGCCUAUAAACUCCCUGGUGUGGCACAGCCUAGAGCUGCUGGGACUGUGGCCAGCCAGACGGUAGCUCUCCUGCGUCCUAGUGCACACGCUCAGAGACUGAGCUCUCUAGCAUGGGAAAAUGAAGCCUAUGUUCAGCUGACCUGAAAUAUAAGGGACAGUGUGGCUCUCUUGCAGUUUUUUUUUUUUUUCUUUUCAGAGAUGCCACAGCUGCACCUUGUUGGUUUUUUUUUUUUUUGUUUUGUCCCCUCUUGUUCUCUUCCCUUGUCAUUGUUCAGUAUUUGUAUUUUUGUUGCUGUUGCAUCAUUGAAAGGGGUUCCAGCACACCAAAGACAGAACGAAAGAGUUUCCCUUUAAGCCGCUGAAAACCAAGCCAGUAUAGAGGCAGAAAGCUGGAAUUUUUUUUUUCAUUGUACAUUAUUGGUGAAAGAAAGCAAAGAUUUUGAAGGAAAAAAAAAAAAAAAAGAACAAUGGACAAAGGAAGUGAUUUUAAACAAUUUGGAGUUGGCAGCGUGCUUGAUGUUGUGCUUUUUGCUGAUAUGCUCAAUGAUCGAAGUAUGAAACGAUUACUCUGUGUCCCCAUUCCCUUCUGUUACCGCUGUGUUCACAACGUCUCCGUCUCUUGUCCUCGUGAUCUGUUUCUUCCCUCUGUGCUUGUGUCAUACUUCGACCCCCCCUGCCAUCCUUUUUUGUGGACUUCUCUUGACUGAUACAGUUCACCAUAGGAAUAUGGUGCAAGCCCCUUCCCAGGAUGCUUGUUAUGUGUUUGAGUAACUUAUUGUGGUGACAAUAUUUUCUAUAUUUAAAAAAAGAAUACUGUGGACUUUUAGGUGGCUUAACAUUUUAUAGGACACGUCAUAUUUGUAAAAGUGAAAAAAAAAAAAAAAAGAAAAAAAAAAAAACGUACAAAAACGAACAUCUUCCCUUUCUUGCACAGGGCAUGUACAAACACAAUUAUGUACAAAAAGGACCCUUUUUGUGGGCUAUGUACUCUUCCCUUCAGCUACAUAACUUCUUUCUGGUACAUGCUUCUGGGAGGCUUUCUUUUCUUGGUUUCCUCCGGAGGUGGUUUGUAUUAGGUGAACCUAUCUGUUGCAUGGGAGAAAGCAGGGAAAUUCUGGUCUAGAGCUGCAUGAUGUAGGCUAUGUGUAUUAACCCAUGUUGGAUCAUGUGUUCCAAACUACCAGGCUAAAUCUGAUAAAACAACAUAUACAGGCAGACACUGUGGCUGUCUGAUAACUUCCAGUUGUUUAUUAUUUGUUGUAUACACAAAAAUGCACUGAAUAAAAUGUUUAUAUUAAGAUAUACUUUUAAAA
This is a messenger RNA of Seriola aureovittata, 3467 nucleotides long. It is a transcript of the gene fgf13a, whose product is annotated as fibroblast growth factor 13a. The transcript has 5 exons. The record is from RefSeq and is a predicted model, not a curated record. The coding region runs from base 854 to 1594 and encodes 246 amino acids. Gene Ontology annotation, biological process: positive regulation of protein phosphorylation; positive regulation of cell population proliferation; cell differentiation. Gene Ontology annotation, cellular component: cytoplasm. Lineage: Eukaryota; Metazoa; Chordata; Actinopteri; Carangiformes; Carangidae. Gene Ontology annotation, molecular function: fibroblast growth factor receptor binding; growth factor activity.